Molecule: messenger RNA, 273 nt
Organism: Ilex paraguariensis (yerba mate)
Lineage: Eukaryota; Viridiplantae; Streptophyta; Magnoliopsida; Aquifoliales; Aquifoliaceae
Source: the annotation of a GenBank genome assembly
AUGGCAUCUGUAUUAUCAAAGAUGGGAUUUCUAUUUUUGGAGCAGGGCUUCUCCAAGUUGCUGGUUCCCAUUUGCAUUUCAACCAGUGUAUGUUGUAGUGCUUCAGGAUUUGUUUACCAGACAAGAGGCUUGAAGCAUGGGAGGGCAAUUGUAGUGUCUACAUGUGCUGCUGUGGCAUCAAUCGUGACUGGUGUUCUUGCUGGUAUGCUUGCCCUGGGUGAAAGAUUGCCGUCAGCCCCAAUGGCUCGUCUCUCACUUUUGCUUGGAUGGUAA